UUACGGCAGGCAUGUGUGUAGCUUAUGUUAGGGGCUUGUUGUUAACCGAAUAGCUAAUUGCUUUAUGUGCAGGCUUUACCCCCUAAAUCUGAACAAAACAGUGUUACUGUUGAGGAUUUUAGCCCAGACAAAUGGAUGUUGGAGAGCUCCUGAGUUAUCAGCCUGAUAGAGGAGCAAAGCGUCCAAGAGAGGAGGAUGGAGGAGCAGCAGGAGGAGAGGAAGACUCCAGAGGAGGGAAGCAGCAGAAGGGGCUGGGUGCCAGGGAGCUGGCCAGAUAUCGGGAAGCAGCAGCAGCAGCAGGAGGAGUAGGAACUGAAGGAGGGGUUGAGACCGAGGAGCUGACUUCAGACAAGAAGAAACUGGAGAAACUGAUGGACCAGGAUGAAGAUGAACCUGAGGCAGAGCCAGUGGAUGAGAGUUCAGUGAAGAAAAUGAUCCUGACCUUUGAGAAAAGGUCAUACAAAAAUCAGGAGCUGAGGAUUAAGUUUCCGGAUAAUCCAGAGAAGUUCAUGGAGUCGGAACUGGAUCUGAAUGAUAUUAUCCAGGAAAUGCAUGUGAUUGCUACGAUGCCAGACCUCUACCAUCUGCUGGUGGAGCUCAAUGCCAUCCACUCACUGCUGGGCCUCCUCAGUCAUGAAAACACUGAUGUCGCCAUAGCAGUGGUGGACCUGCUGCAGGAGCUGACUGAUAUCGACACGCUCCAUGAGAGUGAGGAGGGUGCUGAGGUGCUCAUCGAUGCUCUGUUAGAGGGUCAGGUGGUGGCUUUGCUGGUGCAGGACAUGGAGCGGCUGGAUGAACAGGUGAAAGAGGAAGCUGACGGCAUCUAUAACACAUUGGCUAUCAUAGAAAACAUGGCAGAGUUCAGACCAGGCCUGUGCACUGAGGCAGCUCAGCAGGGACUCAUGCAGUGGCUGCUCAAGAGAAUCAAGGUNAAAAUGCAUUUUGAUGCUAAUAAGCUGUACUGCAGUGAAAUCCUGGCUAUCUUGCUGCAAAACAAUGAUGGUACCAGAGAACUGCUCGGUGAGAUGGAUGGCAUUGAUGUGUUACUGCAGCAACUAUCUGUGUUUAAACGUCACAACCCGUCCACAGCCGAGGAGCAGGAGAUGAUGGAGAACCUCUUCGAUGCUCUGUGUUCCUGCCUCAUGCUGCCCUCCAAUCGGGACCGCUUCCUUAGAGGAGAAGGGCUUCAGUUGAUGAAUCUCAUGCUUAGAGAAAAGAAAAUGUCUCGAACCAGUGCUCUGAAGGUCCUGGACCAUGGGAUGAUAGGACCAGAGGGAGCAGAUAACUGCCAUAAGUUUGUGGACAUCCUGGGCUUGCGAACCAUCUUUCCACUUUUUAUGAAAACCCCCAAGAAGAUGAAGAAAACUGGUCUUUCAGAGAAGGAGCAUGAAGAACAUGUGUGCUCCAUCAUCGCCUCCAUGCUGAGAAAUCUCAAGUCCCAACAGAGAAGCAGACUCCUCAACAAAUUCACAGAGAAUGACUGUGAGAAGGUUGAUCGACUGAUGGAGCUGCAUUUUAAGUACCUGGAGGCUGUUCAACAGGCUGACAAGAGGAUCGAAGGAGAGAAACAUGAAAUGGUACGUCGCGGGGAGAUCUUGGAUGACAGCAUGGAGGAUGAGUUCUACCUUCGUCGCCUGGAUGCCGGAUUGUUUGUCCUUCAGUUGAUCUGCUACAUUAUGGUGGAGAUCAGCAACUCAGGGAUACCACAGCUGCAGCAGAGAGUCCAUCAAAUUCUCAACCUUAGAGGAGGCUCUGUAAAAGUAGUGCGCCACAUCAUGAGAGAGUACGCGGAGAGCAUCGGAGAUGGGAAGAGUGACGAGUUCAAAGAAGCUGAGCGGAAGAGGAUCAUGGACCUUGUAGACAACUUCUAAUCACACUUUCUCGCUCUCUCUCCCACACACACACACACACACACACACACACACACACAUUCACCUUCAAACACAAUACAGUAUGUUCUUACAUGUGAGAACGCUGGAACCCAUGAAUCUGAUCUGGGACUGAUGGCGACCUUGAGCCAGGGUGUGUGUUUCUGUGGCAUACAGUAACUCCAGUCACUGAGGACAUUUACAUGCCUACAGUACAAAUACUGCUAAAAACUAGUCGGCUACAGGCACAUUUUUGACACCCAGUGCAAGAGAGAGAGAAAAAGAAACUCAAAUUAGUUAGUGAAUGAUUAAUGAAAUAAAUCUUAUUCAUCUAGUAAACAAUCCACAUGUGUGAAAUUGGAUGAAAUUCCAUGAAGAUAGAUGAAGAAAAUUACAUGUAGAGAUAUGCUCAGUGUAGAGGCAGCAGG
Monopterus albus (swamp eel) is the source of this 2296-nucleotide messenger RNA. RefSeq names its product catenin, beta like 1 (gene ctnnbl1). The record is from RefSeq and is a predicted model, not a curated record. NCBI's taxonomy places the organism in Eukaryota, Metazoa, Chordata, Actinopteri, Synbranchiformes, Synbranchidae. Bases 132 to 1871 code for a protein of 579 amino acids. The transcript has 16 exons. Gene Ontology annotation, cellular component: spliceosomal complex.